AUGUUUUAUUCAGAAGCUAUUUUAUCUAGGCGCGGGCCAUUGGCAAAAGUAUGGCUCGCCGCCCACAUGGAACGGAAACUCUCCAAAACACAGACAUUACAGACCGAUAUUGAACAGGCUGCUGACGCAAUAAUGGGGCAGGAGGUUGAAGUUAUGGCCCUGAGAUUGAGCGGGCAGUUACUCCUUGGAGUCGUUCGAAUCUACAGCCGCAAAGCCAAAUAUCUCUUGGACGACUGUAAUGAAGCAUUGCUGAAGAUAAAAAUAGCUUUCCGUCCAGGCAUAGUCGACAUGACAGAGGACCAACUAGCGGUCAACCGUAAUGCAAUCACAUUGCAAAGUGGUGGAUUUGAUCUUGACGCACUUCUCCCUGACAUUAACUGGCAAGUCAAGGACAUCGACUUCGAAGACCGUCCGUUAGAUGCCCCUCAGGGUCACCACGUAGCAAGGCAGGCAGACAUUACACUUGCAACUGCUGAUGACUUCCAGUUUGAUCUCGACGACCCAGGGUAUGGGUUUGAUCUAGGCCCUUCAGACGGAAUAGGCUCGCAGGACUAUGCGGAACUCGACCUCGGGCUCGAUUUCGGUGACGGCCCUGUUAGUGUCUCUGGUGGAAACGACAAUAUGAGUGUCGAAGUUGGACGUGACGCACCAACCCCCCGAAGUUUCAGAGAAUCGCUUGAUUCACAUCUAAUGGGACGAGCCGGUAUCGACGAAUUGGACAUUAUUUCUCAGAGGAGUAGAGAGCUUUCUGAGCACCCUUUUGGCGCCGAAAUGGACGUCGAUCCAGGUUUUGGACCUGAUAUUGGUGCUAUGGAGAUUGAUCUCGGUGUGGACUUCGGUGAUCGUCCUCCUAGCGAACGUGAAAAGACACCGGGUCAAACAAGGUCUCUCUCACGCAUGUCAUCCCCUCUCACGGAACCACCACAGACGCCUCCCCCCGGCGUAAACCUCACUCCCCACGCAGCUGCGCAAGCCGCUGCCCAGGAAGAAGCAGCCGCCAAAGCAAAACGUAAAGCCAAAGAUAAGAAACAGAUUAUAGAUUCCGUCACCGAGCUCGCAGAUGGUCCUGGAGCAAACAUUGGCCGCGGUCGCCACGGUGGACUUGGUGCACCCAUAACGAAAGACGUCAGUGACAUUCUGACGGAACAACAUUUUCUCCCGCGGUCGUCAAUGGUCAUGCGGCUCCUUGAAAUUCGCGAUGACCCCCUUGCGCACUUCCUACCCACGAAAGUUAUGCCUGACGGGACCUACUUCUGUGCAGGCCCCCCAGGGUUAGCGCCAGAGCUGAAUGAGCUAUUUAUGCGACCACUCCAAAAUGCCAUAGCACCAAAACGACGCGGACCUCCAGGAGAAAGAAGUCCGCGCAAAAGACCUCGGGUUGAAGAAAGUGUUCACGAAGAGGAAGCUGUCGAACAGGCCCGGCGCGACGCUAGCAUAGCGCCUAGCAUUGCUGUGGGCAGCGAAGCCUUUGGCAGACCUGGAAGUGCGGCCCCUGACAGUGGUUUCGAUUUCGGAGAUGCAGGUGCACCGGUGAUAGAUGACUUCCAGAUGGACGUCGGAGGAGAAUUCCCCGCAGCACAGGAUCAAUUGGACGUGAUAUCUAGACGAUCCAGGUCCUCGCCACUUACUGAACUUAGUCGGCUUUCUACUCCUGCAGUCGAAGGCGAGGAAGGUGAGGAAACCUACGCCGAUCUGGCGUGUCCUAUUGCCUCUUUCGAUGUACGGCCAUCACAGACCCAAACGCAGGAGCGAGAGGUUGAGCCCGCAGAUGGAGAAGGAGGAGGUUACAGUAAGAAUACCGUGAAGGCAUUGGGGAUCCUUCGAAAGGAGCUGCAACCUGAAGGCGAGGGCGAGGAGCCAAUGAUGAGUUUCCGUCAGAUGUCCGAUAAGGCAUCGCGGCGAGCGGCAGCAUCUUUCUUCUUCGAACUACUCGUGCUCGGUACACGAGAUUGUGUGAAGUUGUCACAGUCAGCGCCGUUUGAGAAUAUCGAGAUCCGUGCCAAAGAUAAAUUAUGGGAACGCCAAAGACAUGGAUCGGUCGCACCAUCUAUCGCCACCGCUAUGGGGCUAUAA
Serpula lacrymans var. lacrymans S7.9 is the source of this 2073-nucleotide messenger RNA. RefSeq lists its product as uncharacterized. Gene Ontology annotation, cellular component: synaptonemal complex; cohesin complex. NCBI's taxonomy places the organism in Eukaryota, Fungi, Basidiomycota, Agaricomycetes, Boletales, Serpulaceae. Gene Ontology annotation, molecular function: protein binding; chromatin binding. Gene Ontology annotation, biological process: synaptonemal complex assembly; mitotic sister chromatid cohesion; replication-born double-strand break repair via sister chromatid exchange. The record is from RefSeq and is a predicted model, not a curated record. Bases 1 to 2073 code for a protein of 690 amino acids. The transcript is spliced from 7 exons.